CCUGUGACCUGAUGUGCUACAAUUAAUAAAUUUCCACUGUUAAAUGAGAUUCUAAGCGACAAAACCAUGAAAAAAAUUGUUCUCUUCAUCUGCUUAGUACUUUUGCACACCGCCAGUGGACUGAAGUGUUUCCGAUGCAGAGGAACAGACUGUUCCAAAGGAAAAUGGGACGAGAGAGAAUGCGAAGCUAAAGAUCUUUUACCAGGCUACCAAAACGCCUGCCUGAAAUUGGACUACAUAGAUGCGAUGACUCACAAAGCCAAAGUGCAGAGGAAGUGCGUGGUAGUCGAAAUGAGGGGCGACAAACCCUUCCUCGUGUGCCCAACUCACGAAGGAUAUCCAGUAAACUGCCCAGUUUGUUUGACCGACCUCUGCAAUUCAUCUCCAAAAAUUAACUUUGGCUUUAUCACGGUCUUAAUUGCACUCGUUUUAAAAAAAAUCGUCUAGAUAAAUUACUCUUUCACAAAUCUUGUACUUAUAUCAGACUAUGUUCUUUUAUAAAUAAAAAUUAGAAAACAAUGUAAAUUGUC
Molecule: messenger RNA, 530 nt
Organism: Anoplophora glabripennis (Asian longhorned beetle)
Lineage: Eukaryota; Metazoa; Arthropoda; Insecta; Coleoptera; Cerambycidae
Exons: 3
Coding region: 67-447 (126 amino acids)
Source: RefSeq, a predicted model, not a curated record